Molecule: messenger RNA, 1164 nt
Organism: Tarenaya hassleriana
Lineage: Eukaryota; Viridiplantae; Streptophyta; Magnoliopsida; Brassicales; Cleomaceae
Product: cysteine-rich repeat secretory protein 56
Exons: 3
Coding region: 270-1160 (296 amino acids)
Biological process (GO): transport of virus in multicellular host; plasmodesmata-mediated intercellular transport
Cellular component (GO): plasmodesma
Source: RefSeq, a predicted model, not a curated record
CUUUUGUCUUCUCCUGAAGGGAAAAAAAAAUAUUUACUGUUUUUUUUUUUUCUCUUUUAAAACAAAACCCAGAAAAGAACACCCAAAGUUAAUGAUUUGGAACCCAACAAAACCAUUGUUAAUCACAUGGGUUCUGUCUUAAAACCCUCAAGGCCCCGAGAAAAAACCCAAACUAUCUAAAGAAAACCAUUUCUUUUACAGAAUUUCCGAAUGAUUUGAACACAAAAACUUCGAAAAAGUCGUGAGAAGAUUCUCUCUGCCAGUCAAUUAUGAAACCCAUCCGCCGAUUCUUCAUCUUCUUUGUCAUCUUCCCGCUCUUCCCCUUCUCUGCAACCUCUGCAGAUUACACCAAUUUGAUCUUCAAAGGCUGCACCAGCCAGAAACUCCCCGACCCAUCUGGGGUUUUCUCUCAGAACCUCGAGAAUCUCUUCUCCUCCUUGGUCGCACAGUCCUCUCAGAGAUCCUUCGCCACCACCACGACCACCGGAAAUGACCAAAACGCCCUCGUGGGCCUCUUCCAGUGCCGCGGAGAUCUCACCGCGUCGCAGUGCUACGACUGCGUCAGCAGAGUCCCGAAGCUCGUAUCUAAACUCUGCGGCGCAGACAAUGCGGCGGCGCGCGUCCAGCUCGCCGGAUGUUACCUCCGGUACGAGGUCUCGGGUUUCCGACAGACCGACCCAACUGAGAUGCUGUACCGGGUCUGCGGGAAGAGACACUCCGGCGAUCCAGGGUUCGUCGGGAAAAGGGAAUCGGCGUUCGGGAUGGCGGAGAACGGCGUGAAAACCUCCGGCGGCGGAGGAGGAGGGUUCUACGCGGGAGAGUACGAGGAGGUAUACGUGUUGGGUCAGUGCGAGGGUAGUUUGGGAAAUUCAGAAUGCGGGGAGUGUGUGAAAAGUGGGUUCGAGAAGGCGAAGAGUGAAUGCGGAGAUUCGAUUUCUGGGCAGAUUUAUCUUCACAGGUGCUUCAUCAGCUACAGCUAUUACCCUCACGGCGUCCCAAACAUUUCUUCCUUUUCAGACGGUGGGAAGAAAGGGCAUCAACACACGCAGAGAACGGUGGCUUUGGCGGUAGGAGGAGUUGCGGUUUUAGGGUUUGUAAUCGUUUGUUUGAUGUUUGUAAGAUCUGUUUUCAGAAGGAAGAGCAAACGUGAUGGUUAUUGACUCA